UGUGUGUGUGUGUGAGUGUGUAUGUGUGUGAGUGUGUGUGUGUCUGUGUCUGUGUCUGUGUGUGUGUGUGUGUGUGUGUGUGUAUACACGUAUGUUCUGCUUUCCCCUACACAGACUCCUGACCCGGCCUCGCGCGGUUAUCAGGGCGUGAUCUGGUUUCUCCAGAGGACACAUACUUCCUGGAACGCCAAGCUUCAGACUCCUGCUUCAUUCUUGUUGCUUUUUUUUGCUUCUUCCCUCGUUUUGUUGGGUCACUGCGGUCCCUGGAUCUGCGGGUCGCUAUUGCAGACCGUUAGCGACUUCUCGCUAAUUGUGAUCAAUGGCCUCUCAGAUCUACAGACUGGUACUUGACUGACUGAUUCUUAAGGGUCUCUCCUGAUCUUACUGAGGUAUGUCUCUAGUGUGCUUGUGUCCAUGGGACGAUUCUGUGGAAUAGUGCAGUGCGCAUAUUACUCCGGGUUAAAAUUGGUAGGUUAUAAUCAUACAGCAAGUUUAUUCUGUUAGAAUUUUUAUAGAUCAGUACAUUACAUUCAUUCUACAUUCUACUGUGACUUCAGUUGUAAAAAUGUAAUUGAUGCUUCGAACUUGCUGCGGUGUGAAUUGCAGCUCUACUCUUCUGCAAGUCCCAUUUACACUGCCUGCACCUGAUUGGUAAGUGUCGCAGGUCAGGCAGUAAAGGAAAUCCGGGCUCAGCAGCAGUUAGGGAGUGAGCCAGUGCACCACUGGAAGGUAAUGCGGCGCUGUGGUCUCCCUCAACUGGACAACAAACGGUUCUGUGGGAGACCCCAUUCUGUCACACUGUUAGAGCAAAGCCACUGAAAAUCUGAAUUUUUCAAGCUUAGCAAUCGGCUAAACAUAGAACAAGAUGACAUAUAUAUUUUUCUAUGACUUUGAAUUCAUACUCUUCUCAGUAAGGGGUGAUGGAAGCACCUUUGGGAACAGACAGGCAACAGAGUCUGCCUCUCACCUCACCUGUAAAUGUUUCAUUUUAUACGGAUUGCAAUGUGGGUGUUUCGUUGUUAGGGUAUAUUUCUAUAUUUGUACACUAGGACUUUUCAUCUCCUUUUCCUUUGAUGUAAAACACAUAGUAGUCUUUCUGUUACACUAUCAUCACUAUAAUGAAGUGUGUUAGUCCACUAUCAUGUUUUAUUCAUUACCCUCCUUAUCUGAAUUGAGAGGACUUGGCCGUCUCCUCCCUGGCUCAUAUGCAUGUGGUUUAAAUAAGCGGUCAUGUACGGCGAUGGGGGUCCCAGUCAAGGGAAGUGACCUCCCAUACCUGUUAACCUGAGCCCCCCCCCUGUUUGGAGCCCCAAUGCAGACACAGGGUUCAGUCCGUUUUCCACAGCUGUGGCAUAAUCAGCUUCCUGCCUGGGCUUUUAAGGACCUUGAACAAAUGUUUGCACUGUGAUAUGUUUUAUUGAGGAGAUGUCGGAUGCUUACCUGUCGGACUGAGUCGAACCUGUGUUUUUGAGGUCCUGUCUAGCAGCAGCCUGUCAGGCUUGCCUUCCCCAGUGGACACACGGCCCCCAGUGGGGGGGGGGGGGGGCUCAUUAACACUAAUGAGGCUCCUUCCGUGAUGUCACCUGCCCGUUCGGGGGCAGUCACCAGUCCCAGUACCUGUUUAUGACAAACACACAACUCCGUCAUGGUGGCGUGUCAAUAACACCGUUUCUGAAUGGUGUAAACAAAGAUCACGGAUGGGGGACAUUAGUCCUUAAUUUGAAUAUUAAUAUCUUUCCCUAGUUAAAAAAAAAAUCAGUCACAAUGCUGACAUACGCAAAAAUCUACGUUAUAAAUUCCUUGAUUUUUGCCUUGAGGUCCAAACUUUCAGCUGUUCUUGAUGGGAAGAUUGUGUGUGCUGUGACUCCAAAGUCUUACUUAAUCAGCACCCCCAGGGGGCGUCGCAGAGCUGAUUAAACUGUCAGGCGGUGACACCCAUCAUAUUUAAAAUUUAGAGUCUCUGGUUGUCCGGUAACUGGGAAGGAUGGCACCCGUGGAGGAGAAGAACAGUGAGGGAAAAGGCACAGAAGAAAAGAAGAAAAAAACCUUUCCAGACAGGAGCCACUUCACACUACCACCAGCUCGCGGUUGCCAUAGGAACAUAUCCAUUCUUUUCUCUCUUAUUCCCUCCCUUACUUUUUUGGGACUGAAGAGAUAAGAGUAGAUUUUUUUUUUCUCUAUGUCAUCUUUCUGUCAGCAUGCAGCUGGAAAAUUCUAUGGUUUUGUUCCACGGUCGCUAACAUGGCAUGCCUGACGAGCGAAGACCCAUCUCCUGCACCUGCACCCCUGUUCCCGGUGGGUCGCUGCUUGGACGGGUUUUCCAGCCAUGCUUCCAGUAUUGGGAGAUUGUGAUGUGCUGAUUUAAAUUUGGGGAAGUGGAGUGAAAAUCUUCACGAAGUCCUGACCACGCCGGUCUGAGUCUUGGGAAGCGUGACCUCCUCUCUGUCUCUUUCUGAGGACAUCUUGGAUAGCACGGCUGCCGUCAUGCUGAAGGAGAUAUCAGUCCAGAGUGUUCCCUGUCUUACCAGAAUGUCAGAUGGGCUGUGAUAGAGGUCACAUGGAUUUUGUGUGGAGGGCGCUACUGGAGCAGAAGCAGCGGCGGAAACGACAAGAGCCCCUGAUGGUGCAGCCCAACCCAGAGGCCCGACCGCGAUCCUCGCGACCGCGUCGCAGCGAGGAGCAGGCCCCCCUGGUCGAGCCGCGUCUCGGCGUCACCAGCGAUGUCAUCCUGGAUGGUAUCGAUGGGCCAGCCACGUUCCUGAGCCCAGAGGCCUCCGACUUGGGUCCCAAGGUCCAGAUCCUGUCCGUCGGCCAGCCGCAGACCGUCCAGGAGGAGGAGCCAGAGCACGAUGCCGAGCCGGAGCGUGACGGAGACACGGAGCAGCUCCUGGAGCCCAAGACGGACCUCCACCAGCUGCUGCAGAGGCAAGGUAUCUCCGUCAGCAUGAACUACGAUGAGGCCAGUGAUGAAGAAGAGGGAGAUGAAGACAACACCCGGUCCCAGUCCCCCAGCACGGAGACCCCCCGGCCUGCCUCAGCCUCCAGUGCAAAGUCCAACACCGAGUGUGUGGGCCCCGGGUCGCCCACGGCGGAGGCUCUGACCAUCGAGGUUGACAACCUGGAGGACUUUGUGCUGCGGCCGGCGCCCCGCGGCGUCACGGUCAAGUGCCGCAUCACACGCGACAAGAAGGGCAUGGACCGCGGCCUGUACCCCACGUACUUUAUGCACAUGGAGAAGGAGGACGGAAGGAGGAUUUUCCUUCUGGCAGGCAGGAAGAGGAAGAAGAGCAAGACGUCCAACUACCUGAUCUCGGUGGACGCUACGGACCUGUCCCGAGAAGGCGAGAGCUUUGUCGGGAAGCUGAGGUCCAACCUGAUGGGGACCAAGUUCACGGUGUACGACAACGGCACCAACCCAGCCAAGAUGCCCGGAGCUUUACUGGAAGAGAGCAACACGCGGCAGGAGCUGGCAGCCAUCUGCUACGAGACCAAUGUGCUGGGCUUCAAGGGACCCCGGAAGAUGACCGUCAUCAUCCCAGGCAUGAACAUGAGCUUCGAGAGGGUGCCAGUGCGACCGGCCAGCGAACAGGAAAGCUUGCUGGCCAAGUGGCAGAACCACUCACUGGAUAGCCUGAUCGAGCUGCACAACAAGGCGCCCGUCUGGAAUGACGACACGCAGUCCUACGUGCUCAACUUCCACGGCCGUGUCACUCAGGCCUCGGUCAAGAACUUCCAGAUCGUCCAUGACAACGAUCCGGAUUACAUCGUAAUGCAGUUCGGCCGAGUGGCAGAGGACAUUUUCACGUUGGACUACAACUACCCCAUGUGUGCACUGCAGGCCUUCGCCAUCAGCCUAUCCAGCUUCGACAGCAAACUAGCCUGCGAAUGACAGGCCCCCCCUCGCUCUGGGCCUUGGGGUCCCCCACUCUCUCUCAGAUCACCAAACCCCCCCCCCCCGAUACGUUUCCCCCUAAGAACCAGCCCUCUUCAAAAGGCGACGUGGUCUGCCAUCCACUGAUCAUCUUCUAGCACCUCUGCUGCAGCUGUUAAAGUGGCUUCCUGGCAAUCAUGACCCCUGCUGGCCAUGCAGCUGAACAGCGGCAAUGCGAUCUAAUGGCUGGAGAACAGGCAGAGGGUGCCAUUGUCAUGACAAGAUUUGGAAUCGUGUUAAAAAAGAAGUAUAAAAUGUAUUUUUUAAAUUUGUAAUUAUUAUAUUUCAGUGUUUGUCUUUGUGAUUUUGGAUUAUGUUUUUAUUCUGUGUUUUGUUUCUUGACUGCCACCUUGUGGGUGGAAAGGGAACUGUUAUUUACAGGCUAUAUACUCUAACCAUGACUCGGGGAACAACUUAGCCUGUCCACUGCAUGAGAUUUAAAAAAAAUAUCUUAAUUUCGUUUUGUCUUUUUACAUUAAUGUUGUCAAAUUUUAGUCAAUUUUACCUUUACUUUUUAAAUUGUUCUUUUAAUUCAUGUGAGUGUGUACAUUAUUUUGGAUAAGGUCUAAAGAAUGUGGCAGUGUUUGCUUUCCAGAACAGCUGUCGCACUGUCUUCUGAUCUUCAAAGCUUUAUUUAAGCACAAUACCAAAUACCGAAUUUGGAUUAAAGUGCAUCACAGGAAUACCGAAUUUGGAUUAAAGUGCAUAACAGGGUGCCCUUUAACUCCAGAGUGCUUUAGCAUUAACCUCUUUACUUGGCACUCACUUGAUUUAACAGCAUUCAGAAUAAAAGCGUAUAUCUUUCGCCAUAAAAGCCCUUUAUUCGGUUACAUAGCUAUCCAGUGAGCUUUUUGCAUUGUUUUCCUGUGGUGAAGCAAAGGAUAUUUGGUGUUUCGAUUUCAAUUCUGACUGAUUCCUGACAUAACCUUUUUGUCUGAUUUGUAAGUGCAAUAUGCGGAACUGGAAGGACAACUUCUGGCCUGAUACGGAGAUCCAGUGGGAUGCAUGCCAUUUCUAACUGGUUUGUAAAAGGGUACAUUUGUACAGUGCAGGGUUUUGAAGAACACUUUUUUUGUAAUGCGACAUUUCAUCUGUAAAGGCGCUUUGAUUUUUUUCCGUGAA
This is a messenger RNA of Paramormyrops kingsleyae, 5053 nucleotides long. The record is from RefSeq and is a predicted model, not a curated record. NCBI's taxonomy places the organism in Eukaryota, Metazoa, Chordata, Actinopteri, Osteoglossiformes, Mormyridae.